Aptenodytes forsteri (emperor penguin) is the source of this 3866-nucleotide messenger RNA. RefSeq names its product solute carrier family 40 member 1 (gene SLC40A1). Gene Ontology annotation, cellular component: basolateral plasma membrane. The transcript has 8 exons. Lineage: Eukaryota; Metazoa; Chordata; Aves; Sphenisciformes; Spheniscidae. Gene Ontology annotation, biological process: iron ion transmembrane transport. The record is from RefSeq and is a predicted model, not a curated record. The coding region runs from base 1 to 1779 and encodes 592 amino acids. Gene Ontology annotation, molecular function: peptide hormone binding; iron ion transmembrane transporter activity.
AUGAAGAAUGGUAACAUCAUGAUGAUUAAACUUGAUGAAACCUCUCAGCUGAGUCGUUUGUUUCUUAUUUCUCAUUCAGGAUCUGUGGUUGCCUAUUUUACGUCUGCAAAGUUUCUUCUUUAUCUUGGACAUGCACUGUCCACUUGGGGAGACCGUAUGUGGCAUUUUGCUGUGUCUGUAUUCCUGGUUGAACUGUAUGGAAACAGCUUACUCCUGACUGCAGUCUAUGGACUGGUUGUGGCGGGAUCAGUUCUUCUCCUGGGAGCCAUUAUUGGAGACUGGGUGGACAAGAACUCCAGGCUCAAAGUGGCCCAGACAUCCUUGGUUGUACAGAAUGCAUCUGUCAUCCUGUGUGGUAUUAUCCUGAUGAUUGUCUUCUUGUUUAAGACACAGCUUUUGACGUUAUACCAUGGAUGGCUUCUUACAAUGUGCUAUAUCCUGGUUAUCACAAUAGCAAAUAUUGCCAACUUGGCCAGCACUGCCACAGCGAUCACAAUUCAGAGGGACUGGAUUGUUGUGGUUGCAGGGGAAGACAGAAGCAAACUGGCAGAUAUGAAUGCCACAAUAAGAAGAAUUGAUCAGUUGACCAAUAUCUUGGCUCCAAUGGCAGUUGGUCAGAUAAUGACAUUUGGCUCCCCGAUGAUUGGCUGCGGAUUCAUUUCUGGCUGGAACCUGAUGUCGAUGUGUGUGGAAUAUCUGCUGCUCUGGAAGGUUUAUCAGAAAACUCCUACUCUAGCUGUCAAAUCUGCAAAAGUUGAAGAAUCGGAACUGAAACAGCUGAACAUAAAGAAAGAGAGUGACAUGAAACCUGCUGAAGGAGUGCAGUUAAUUGUUGAAAAAGAUGUAACUGGCUUUGAGCCCCAACAGGAGAAGGAAGUCAGCUGCACUGCCCGGAUUGCUGAACCUUUCAUCACGUUUCGUGAUGGAUGGGUUGCGUACUACAACCAGCCAGUGUUUCUUGCAGGCAUGGGUCUUGCAUUUCUGUAUAUGACUGUUCUGGGCUUUGAUUGUAUUACUACAGGCUAUGCAUACACUCAGGGUUUGAGUGGCUCUGUGCUAAGCCUCCUGAUGGGUGCCUCAGCAGUCACUGGAAUCAUGGGAACAGUAGCUUUCACUUGGCUUCGUCACAAAUGUGGCCUGGUUCGCACGGGCCUCAUUUCUGGAGUUGCUCAAUUUGCUUGCCUGGUCUUGUGUGCUAUCUCUGUAUUCAUGCCUGGAAGUCCUCUGGAUUUGACUGUUUCCCCAUUUGCUGACAUCAGUGCCAGGCUGUUUGAAAGUGAACCAUUACCUACUAUAGCAUCUCCAGAAGAUAAGCCUGAAAUGGUUUUUGCAACUGGAAUGCCCAACGUGUUAAACGGGUCUACUACUCCUGCUAACAGCGACCCAGAGAUGAGUCCUGAGCCUGUGCCUUUAAUCUCUGUUAGUCUCCUGUUUGCAGGAGUCAUUGCUGCUAGAGUUGGCCUUUGGUCCUUUGAUUUGACUGUCACACAGUUGCUCCAAGAAAACGUCGUAGAAUCGGAAAGAGGCAUCAUAAAUGGUGUCCAAAACUCCAUGAAUUAUCUUCUUGAUUUGCUGCACUUCAUCAUGGUCAUCUUGGCCCCAAACCCUGAAGCUUUUGGCUUAUUGGUGCUUAUUUCUGUGUCUUUUGUUGCAAUGGGCCACAUAAUGUACUUCAGAUUUGCCCAAAAAAGCUUGGGAAAACAACUUUUUGUUUGUUGCACUCCUGAUCCCAAAGCAGUCUCUGACAGUUUACCACCUGGUAAUACAUCUACUGUCUGAAAGGAUCCACUUCUCUUACUAACUUGCUACACAAAUGUCAUGGUUAAACACAUAUACUGCCUUUUGUGACACUGUGUAAGGUGUUUCUCUAGAGUUGAACGCAUAACUUAGCUGUUUGAGGAAGCUGUCCCAAGAGAGCUAAAAUUCAUCUUACAGUGACCCUGUAAAAAUGUUUCAUGUUUGGCAGAGGACCACCUAGUUGGAUCUUGACAACUGGUGUUUAAAAGGAUCCCCACAAGUCAUACAUCUAGUAUUUGAUCACAAAAAUAAUGUUGAAUUUCUGUCACUGACUCCCACAGUGAUACUGUUCAGUGGUUAUACAUACUCAACUUGUUCAUGAAUUCUGAACAAUUCUUGUGCUCAUUGAGCAAAAUGAGGGUUUUUUAGUUGCUUCAGGAUGACUUGAUAUACAGUAUUUAGUUUUGUGGGUUUUUUCUGUUUUUUUCCCUUACUAUGAACAGUUCUGCUCCCCUAUCUUCUCAAAUCUGUAUAAAUAUCCUUCUUGGAUUCCUGAAGUGGACUCUUAAGUUCCGAUGUUUUUCCAAAAUACCUUUUUAGUAUUCUAUCUGUUUUGGUUUAACUUUACAGAAACACCUUUGUAGUUUUUUUGCAUGUUUCCUUACAAAUUAGACAAGUGCUAGGUACAAGAUAUUGUAUUACACUUUUGUUGCACUUCAUAAAGUAAAACAUAGUCUCAUUUUAGCAGAAGCUAUUGAUGUAACAUUAUAAAGCAUGGCUUUUUUAAUUGCAAAUGACAGGUCUGCUCAGGUUUGAUGUAGCAGAAAGUGCUAAGGUCAGUAGUACUGGUACAGAAAGAUAAAGUGUAGGGCUAACAGUUUUUGCCUCCAAGUACAAGCAGCUUUAGUUUAUUUUCAAAUGCUGUUGUUUUCAGAAACCCUAUUAAGGCCUGACAUACUGGAAAAUUAUUAGUAUUCCAGGCAAAAGAAGUCAAAAAGUGGAUUACUUGCGUUUAUCUGCUUUACAUGUAUGUGAGUUUUGACUUAGUUUGUUCUAAAAUAGUGCUAAAACAAUGAGAUGUUGGACUGUGUGGCCCUCUAAAGCAACUUCAGAGCAAUGAAGAAUGAUACAGCCCUCUGAUUUUUUUCAAGAAGUUCUUGCGUUUUUUUUAACCCUGCACGUGUACUAACACAGUACUUCCAUAGUCAUUAACCGUACGUGCACUUUUGUGGAAAUGACUCUACGCACUUUGCUUUCUCAGUAGAGUUGAACCCGGUAGUGUUUUUGAGUUUUCCUGUGGCAUGACAGUAUGACUUCUAGACUUAAAUCUUUUGUAAAAUGUUUGUUUGCAAAAUUAGUGUGCAAAAACAUAUGUCAGCAACUUGUGAAAAGUAUCGUCUAUAACUUUUAAGGUUUUUUUAUUUUAGGUACUGUCCUUCACAGUCAUCUGUGUUACCACACUUCAACCCUGGAAUGUAAGUGUGUGAACUCCAUUGACAUUAAAGGCGUUACACCAGGGCUGAAUCUAGGCCAGCCAUCUUAAAAUUUGUAAUGAUUAUAUUGUAUAUCAAACUAAAUAGAAUGUAAAAAACCUCUAGUGGCUUUUGUCUCAGAUACAAUAUUUUGUAAGAGGAGUGAAAGUGAAUGAAUGGGAAUCCAAUGUACAACCAAUGUACUUGUAGCCCUCUAUUCAAUAACUGGAUGCAACAAUUCUUCUCUAAUGGACCAAAACUAAUCAUUACUGCUAUGUUACUGAAAGUUUCUCAGGGAUGUUUUCACUAGGUUUAUAAGUGUUUAUACUUUGACCAAGCUUUUGGGUUUUGUUUUGAUACAAUAAAGUAAAAUAUGUAAAUUAGAGUAGUUUUAAAAUUUGUGACUCAAUCCUGAGUGAACCUCUUAAGGAAAAGGGAAUUUUGCCAUCAGCAGAAUUUAAAAGUCAGAAGACAAUAAAACAAGCUUAUCUAGAUUUAUAGGAUAAAUAUGCCCAAAGGAUAGCCUAUACAGUAUGUGAUAAGUACACUAGUAAAUAAAACACCUCUGAUUUGCCAAAAAUGUUCUCAUGUGUAUCUAAUCUAAAUUGGGACCAGAUUUUAAUAUUGCUGAAUAUAAAUAAAGGUAGUCUAAAUGUC